Strongylocentrotus purpuratus (purple sea urchin) is the source of this 1335-nucleotide messenger RNA. RefSeq names its product zinc finger protein 93-like. Bases 1 to 1326 code for a protein of 441 amino acids. Lineage: Eukaryota; Metazoa; Echinodermata; Echinoidea; Camarodonta; Strongylocentrotidae. The transcript is spliced from 4 exons. The record is from RefSeq and is a predicted model, not a curated record.
AUGAUUUCGCUUUGGAUAUCUACAGUUCAGUUGGGCUCAAAUUUGGCGUGUAAGGGAUUGGCGUGUAAGGGAUUGGCGUCGGAGCUUCAUUCAAAAGCAGAGAUACGAAGUUGUAAAUCUUCUAACAGGAGAAAGGAGAAACCCCAACCAGCCACUAGACAGUCUAGAUACCCGAAGAGAGCAGUGAGCCGCAAGUCCUACAACAAAGAACAUGUUCCUGAUGAUUCUGGAGUCUAUAGAUGUGAGUACUGUGGAUCACUCUAUGCCAUUCCUCUUGUUUUAGCGAAGCAUCUCAAGUACAAACAUGGACACUAUGGUAUUGUCCCGCCAGCAGGUGCACCAAAGAAAGACAUUCUACAGUUCAUCAAAGGAGAAAUCAGAAGUACUAAAAAAAAAUAUGUAUGUAAUCACUGUGGCAAGGCAUUUGAUCAAGCUGGUGAUCUCACAAAACAUAAACGUAUCCAUACUGGUGAGAAACCCUAUAAGCGCGAUCAAUGUGGUAUUAAGGCAUUAAAUCAACUUGAAGCUGGUGAUCUCAGAACAGGUAAAUGCAUCCAUACAGGUGAGAACCCCUAUGUAUGUGAUCAAUGUGGUAAGGCAUUUAAUCAAGCUAGUGAUCUCACAAGACAUGUACGCAUCCAUACAGGUGAGAAGCCCUAUGCAUGUGAUCAAUGUGGUAAGGCAUUUAACAAUGCAGGUAAUCUUACAAGACAUGUACGCAACCAUACAGGUGAGAAGCCCUUUGUAUGUGAUCAAUGUGGUAAGGCAUUUAAUCAAGAACAUGGUCUCACAAGACAUGUACGCAUCCAUACAGGUGAGAAGCCCUAUGCAUGUGAUCAGUGUGGUAAGGCAUUUAGUCAAGUUCAUGUUCUGACAACACAUAAACGUAUCCAUACAGGUGAGAAGCCAUUUAUAUGUGAUCAAUGUGGCAAGGCAUUUGAUCAAACGAAUAAUCUCACAAAACAUAAACGAAUUCAUACAGGUGAGAAACCUUAUGCAUGUGAUCAAUGCAGUAAGGUUUUUGGUUAUAAAAGUAAUCUCAUAACACAUAAACGUAUCCAUACAGGUGAGAAGCCAUUUAUAUGUGAUCAAUGUGGUAAGGCAUUUACUCAAGCUGGUGAUCUCAAGAAACAUAAACGUAUCCAUACAGGUGAGAGGCCCUAUGUACAUGUAUGUGAUCAAUGUGGUAAGGCAUGUUAUCAAGCUAGUGAUCUCAAGAAACAUAUGCGCAUGCAUACGGGUGAGAAGCCAUUUAUAUGUGAUCAAUGUGGUAAGGCAUAUGGUGAGUCAUCAACAUUAAGUAAACACAAAAAGAAAUGUAAAUGAAAUACAGAA